AUGAAUGUUACAAGUAAACAAAAAGAGAUAUUAUUGACAUUAUUGAAAGCCAAUCCAGAAUUGGUAAGAGGACGCAUGAACAGAAAAAGCGAAAGUCGACGAAAAAUUGCGGAAGGCUGGGAUGAAAUUGCUAAUAAUAUUAACGCGCAUGCAGUAGGACCUAAAAAAAAUGGGAAAGAAUGGGCAAAGACAUGGAAAGAUAUUAAAUCAUAUAUAUUAAAGAAAGAGGCAAAAAGGCGGACUUAUAUGCAAGGAACUGGAGGUGGCCCUAGUAUUAAUAUAUCUUUCACAAAUUUUGAAGAAGAAGUUAUAGAAUUCUUAACACCUGAGGCAGCUGGACUAGAAGGUAUUCCUAAAGGUGGUAUCAAUUUAACAUUGUAA
Molecule: messenger RNA, 381 nt
Organism: Mycetomoellerius zeteki
Lineage: Eukaryota; Metazoa; Arthropoda; Insecta; Hymenoptera; Formicidae
Exons: 3
Coding region: 1-381 (126 amino acids)
Cellular component (GO): nucleus
Source: RefSeq, a predicted model, not a curated record